Messenger RNA from Humulus lupulus (European hop), 2129 nucleotides. RefSeq lists its product as uncharacterized. The record is from RefSeq and is a predicted model, not a curated record. The coding region runs from base 335 to 1825 and encodes 496 amino acids. Gene Ontology annotation, molecular function: ATP binding; ATP hydrolysis activity. The transcript is spliced from 16 exons. Gene Ontology annotation, cellular component: chloroplast; mitochondrion; cytoplasm. NCBI's taxonomy places the organism in Eukaryota, Viridiplantae, Streptophyta, Magnoliopsida, Rosales, Cannabaceae.
AUGUUUGAGUUUGAGCUUUGAGGUAACUCCAAAAGUAUUUAAUUUUGAUUAGAGAGAGAGAAGUCAAAAGAGUUUAAAGGUCAAUUUCAAAUUAACCAAAACGCAUUCGAAUUCCGAACUGAGCCAUCUCUCUCGUCCGUUUCGAGAUCAGUUUUCUACUGGAAAAUCCGGAAUCCAAUUCUGGGAUUUUCAGCUUCGUCCAUUUUCUCUGUCAUUAAGUUUCAGGACUCUUUAUAUUGUGAGGCCUUAAACUACUUUCUAUAGCUCUGCUUGGACAGGUAGUCUGUUGUGGGUUUGAGCUUGUUGUGGCCUGUACAGAGGCUGUGGAUAGAAAAUGAGAGCAGUAGCUCGACCUUUUCGCCAUUUUCGAUCAAUUUUUAGGCCUCAAAAUAAUAGGUACUCGAGUAGUUUACCUUGUUAUAGAGGGCAGUUGCUUGAUAUCCAUUCUAGGUCUACUUACAAACUCACCAAAGAUGCUCAAACUCAUCAAUUUCAAGACCCCACUUAUAUGUUUUCUAGAACUCUGUCAACAGAGGUUGUCAAAGUUGCAAAUGGAGAUACAAGUAGAGCAGGCCCUCUUGUAGAGUAUGAAAGAAGAACUGCCUCGGGUGAACUUGUUGAUGGUGACAUGUGCCAGCUAGGCACAUUAAGAGAGCUUCAGAGGCUCUACGAUGACCUUGUUGAUUCAUCUAAUGCUUGUCGAUUGGAUAGGUACACAGCUUCCGAGAAAGUUGGAAGGAGUAGGUGGCUAUGGUCUCGUUUCAUGCCACAAUCUUCAUACUCACCCGUUAAGGGUCUUUAUCUUUACGGAGGAGUGGGAACUGGAAAAACUAUGUUGAUGGACUUGUUUUUUAACCAAUUGCCAUCCAAUUGGAGGAAAAAACGGAUUCAUUUCCAUGAUUUCAUGUUGAAUGUGCAUAGCCGCUUGCAAAAGCACAAGGGUGUGGCAGAUCCGCUUGAAGUUGUUUCUGCAGAGAUAUCUGAUGAAGCAAUUUUACUAUGUUUGGAUGAAUUCAUGGUGACUGAUGUUGCCGAUGCCUUAAUUCUGAAUCGUCUAUUUGGACAUUUAUUCAGCGAUGGUGUUAUUCUCGUUGCCACUUCAAAUCGUGCUCCAGACAACCUAUACGAAGGUGGAUUGCAACGAGAUCUUUUCCUACCAUUUAUUUCUACUCUGAAGGAGAGGUGCAUUGCCCACCAAAUUGGUUCGUCUGUAGAUUAUCGGAAAAUGACUUCGUCUCAGCAAGGUUUCUACUUUGUUGGUAAAGGUUUAUCUGACUUUCUUAAGCAAAGAUUUGAAGAAUUAAUUGGGCAACACAAGGCUGGUCCACAAGAGGUGGAAGUAGUAAUGGGAAGGACGUUACAGGUUCCACUAGCUGCAGAUGGAUGUGCAUAUUUUACUUUCGAGGAGCUCUGUGAGAGACCUCUAGGAGCUGCAGAUUAUUUUGGAUUAUUCAAGAACUUUCAUACUCUGGCAUUGGAUGGUGUUCCAAUUUUUGGUCUCUACAACAGGCCAGCAGCAUUUCGGUUUGUCACUUUGGUUGAUGUUAUGUAUGAGAACAAAGGCAGACUUUUAUGUACAGCAGAGGGGACCCCAUUACAACUUUUUGAAAGAAUUGUGACAAUCGCUGAUGCUCAAAAUAUGGCACCUAGAACCUCUUCGAGGUCAAGAAGGAAUGACGACUCUGACCUUUGUGUGGACAAUGAAUUGGGUUUCGCUAAAGAUCGCAUAAUCAGCAGAUUAACAGAGAUGAAUAGUAAGGAAUACUUGGAACAACAUUCCGCCAUGUUAUUGAAGAAAUCGUCAUUGAGGGAAGUUGCCAACUAGGGAUCAACUGCCACUAAUGCAUAUGAAAUGGAAUGGCAUUUACAAAAAGAAAGAAAGAAAGAAAGAUACAAAAAGUUACCAAUGUUAGUAAAACCAAUUUGUUUGUAGCGCUAGUUCAUUGUUAAAAAAAUUGUUUGUAGCGCUAAGGUUUAAUUUCUUUAUUUAUUUUGAAAGCUAUAGCUCUAAGGUUUAUAAGGGUGCCUCAUUGAAUAUUGGUUUCACCAACUAGAUUUGUGUUUGUACUAAAUAAGAUGUAAAAAUCUCAUUACCUCUUGGAAUCAAUAAGGUCCAAAUUGAAUUGCAA